Molecule: messenger RNA, 3171 nt
Organism: Salarias fasciatus (jewelled blenny)
Lineage: Eukaryota; Metazoa; Chordata; Actinopteri; Blenniiformes; Blenniidae
Product: VPS35 endosomal protein sorting factor-like
Exons: 30
Coding region: 6-2915 (969 amino acids)
Biological process (GO): endocytic recycling
Cellular component (GO): endosome
Source: RefSeq, a predicted model, not a curated record
CAGAAAUGGCUGCGGUGCAGUGGCGUUCCCGUGGGCGCAACUAUGAGGCAGAGCAGCAGAGGUGUCGCUGCGAGGCGUCUCCAGUGGAGUUCGGAGAAUACCAUCCCCUCAAGCCCAUCAUGGUGACGGACACCAAGACCCGGCGUGGAGCCCGUAAGGGCAGCACCUCCUCCUCCUCCUCCUCCUCCUCCUCCGUCCCCCCUUCAGACCCCCUCAGCUCCAUGCUGGACGGGACCGACCCCCUGUCCAUGUUUGCAGCGGCCUCUGGCAGCGAGUCUCACGCCACGUCCCACAGCAGCUCUGCAGGGGAGCUUGGGAGGAAGAAGAGAGAGAAGGAGGAGGAGGCGGUGGGGCCAGACUUCGAGCCGUGGUCUUCCAAACGAGGGGAAAUACUGUCCAGGUUCACCACAACUGAAAAACUCUCAAUUAAUCUCUUCAUGGGCUCGGAAAAAGGAAAGGCUCCCAGCCCCGGCACAUCAGCUGUUUCAGAGAAAGUUCGCACUCGCUUGGAGGAGCUGGACGAUCUGGAGGAGGGUUCCCAGAGGGAGCUCCUGAACCUCUCCCAGCAGGAUUACGCCAACCGCAUCGAGGAGCUGAACCAGUCCCUGAAAGAGGCCUGGUCCUCCGACCAAAAGGUCAAAGCCCUGAAGAUCGUCAUCCAGUGCUCGAAGCUGCUGUCCGACACCUCGGUCAUCCAGUUCUACCCCAGCAAGUUCGUUCUCAUCACAGACAUCCUGGACACGUUCGGUCGUCUGGUCUUCGACAGGAUCUGGACCAUGUGUUCGGACCCCCGACCGUUACCGGACAACUUCACAGUGGAAGACGUGAACGACACGGCGAAGGAGACGUGCCUCAACUGGUUCUUCAAGAUCGCCUCCAUCAGAGAGCUCCUGCCCAGACUAUAUGUGGAAGCUGCCAUUCUCAAAUGUAACCGGUUUCUCACCAAAUCCGGCAUUCAGGAGACUCUCCCACGGUUGACCGCCAUGAUCAGAGGGAUCGGAGAUCCUCUGGUGGCUGCGUACGCCAGAGCUUACCUCUGCAGGAUCGGCAUGGAAGUGGCCCCGCAACUCAAAGACAACCUGAACCGCAACUUCUUCGACUUGCUCGGCACCUUCCGGCAGAUCAGCGGAGAGACUGUCCGCAAUCAGCUGGUCCUGCAGAGGGUGGAGCCACCCGAGUAUCUGACCCUCUACUCUCCAGCUAUCAACUGGAUCCUGCAGUGCAUCGCCUACCGAGCUCCCGAGCCACUGCUGACGGAGAUGAUGGAGAGAUGCAAGACACUAGGAAAUAAUGCACUGCUUCUAAAUUCCGUCAUGAGGGCGUUCAGGCCGGAGUUUGUUGCGGCAAGGGCCACUGACUUCAUCGGCAUGAUUAAAGACUGCGACGAAUCGGGCUUUCCGAAGCACCUGUUGUUUGGAUCUCUGGGUCGCAGUCUGGCCUGCGCCGAUCCUCCAGAAUCAGAGAGGCUGACGAUCCUGAACGAAGCCUGGAAGGUGAUCACCAAAGUGCGCAGUCCGCAGGAUUACAUCAACUGCGCUGAAGUCUGGGUGGAAUUCACCUGCCGCCACUUCACAAAACGCGAAGUCAACACAGUUCUGGCUGACAUGAUCAAGCACAUGACCCCUGACCGAGCGUUUGAGGACGCCUAUCCUCAGCUGCAGUCAGUGAUCCAGAAGAUCCUCACCUACUUCCACGACUUCUCCGUUCUCUUCUCCAUGGAGCGCUUCCUGCCAUUCCUCGACAUGUUCCAGAAAGACAGCGUGAGGGUGGAGGUCUGCAAAUCCAUCAUGGAGGUCUUCAUCAAGCAUCAGGUGGAGCUCACCAGGGACCCGGUCAUCCUCAACGCCAUGCUGCACAUCUGCAAGACCAUGCACGACUCUGUCAACGCUCUCACUCUUGAAGAUGAGAAAAGAUCUUUGUCUCUGCUGAUCAUCGGUUUCAUCCGCGUGGUCUCCUUUGGCCGCGACUUCGAGCAGCAGCUGAGUUUCUGUGUGGAGGCCCGAGCCACGUUCUGCAACCUGGAGCCGGUGCUGGUGCAGCUCAUCCAUACGGUGAACCAGCUGGCCAUGGAGACCAGGAGGGUGAUGAGAGGGAGUCACUCCCGGAAAACCGCCGCCUUCGUCCGGGCGUGUGCGGCGUACAGCUUCAUCACCGUCCCGUCUCUCAGCAGCAUCUUCAGCCGCCUCAACCUCUACCUGCUCUCCGCUCAGGUUGCGUUGGCCAACCAGUGUCUCUCCCAGGCCGAUGCUUUCCUGAAGGCGGCGGUCGGCGUUCUCCCCGAGGUUCCUCGCUCCAUCAGCGUGGAGGGGAAGCUGCGUUCUUCUGAGAGCUUCCUGCUGGACUUCAUCAACAACUUUCUGGCAACACUGCUGGUUGUCCCGGACCACCCGGAGCACGGGGUGCUCUACUUAGUCCGGGGUCUGCUCAACAUGGUCCAGGAUUACACCUGGGAGGACUCCAGCGACGCCAAGGUGCGAGUCUACAUCAGCGCGCUGCCUCUGUUGGCCGCCAUGAGUCAGGAAUCCUUCCUCUACUCCAUCCCCGAAGUUGACUCCAAUGAGACGUUGUACGGAGGAGACCCCAAGUUUCUGUCUGAGAUCAACAAGCUGUGUGAGACUCUGAUCGGGCAGAUCCUGGACCAUCUGAAGGCGCUCAGCCGGGACGACCAGAGCGCACGGCGUCAAAGCGCUCUGGCCUUCUCUCUGUUUGCUGUCCUGCUGGCUCACGGUGAGCUGAGGAACAACAAGCUGAGCCAGCUGGCCGUCAACUUGUGGAACCUCAGUCACAAACAUGGACACUGUGAGACGUCAAUGUCUGUUCGGACUCUGGAGUCCAUCAAACAUCAGGCUCAGCAGCCCGACACGGCUCACCUGUCGGAUACAGUCCAGAGGCUGGCACUGCAGUCCCGCACCUGAACACCGGCCGUCACACUGCUUGGAGAAAAGCUGUUCCAGAGAAAUGCUGUGUCAAUAAAAACAGAAAUGACUGAACAAAUGUUUCAAAGCCCGUUGGAUUUGACAUGUUCACACACUGAGUUCAGAUGCUGAUGAACAAACUAAUUUUAACCACAAAACAGCUGAUUUUGUUCAACGUUGAAGCGUUUUAAAACUGUUUCCAGUGUAGCUAUUUCAUUCUGGUCAACAAAUAAACUUUGAUGAAAGAAACAAAGAU